AUGUAUAACAAAGGCCAUGCUAAUUUGAAGAGACUAGAAGAAAAUUGUUUAUUAGAAAGCGCGGAUCAUGGGAAUUGUGUGAAGAUGCAUGAUCUGGUGAGAGACAUGGCAUUGUACAUUACUAGUCAGAGUCCUCGAUAUCUGGUAAAAGCUUGGAAUCAAUUGACAGAGCUACCAACUGAGCAUGAAUGGACUGACGAUCUUCAGAAGGUUUCCUUAAUGCGCAACGACAUUUCAAAAUUUCGCUUAGAUAUGACACUUCCUAAGUUCACAGCACUCUCGACCUUGCUUUUGCAAUAUAAUUCAUCUUUAAGAGAGAUUGAUGACUCUGUCUUUACGCUCAUGACUGAGCUUAAGGUUCUUGAUCUUUCUCAUUGUUAUAGUAUUAGAAAUCUGCCCAAUUCUAUUUCUGGCUUGGUAAAACUCACUGCAUUGUUGCUUAACGGUUGUGGUAAUCUAGAACAUGUGCCUUCUUUGGCAAAACUUGGGGUUCUGAAGAAGUUGGAUCUUGGUUACACGCGUAUUACAGCCAUUUCUGAUGGACUAGAGAUGUUGGUACAUCUCAGAUAUCUUGAUCUUUAUGCAUACGAUAUAAGAGAGAUGCCUGGUGGAAUAUUACCAAAACUCUUCCGUCUUCAAUACUUAAGGUUAGAUAAUGCAGUUGCAGAGGCAGAAGAAGUUUCAAGAUUGACAAGAUUGGACUAUUCUUUUCUAGGAGGAAGAAGGGGAAAAGCGGUGGGAAUUGGUGGAUUGACAAACUUUGGAGACUCCAUUAAGAUACCGACUGACAUUCAGAGGCUAGUCAUUCAACACUGUGAUGAUUUGAGAAGGAUAGAGUGCUUCUAUUAUUUGUCCUCUUACACUAGUGCACUUCAGACCCUUGAGGAUCUGGUUCUUCAGUAUUUGGAUAAUUUAAUUGCAAUUCUUGGAGAAGAAAUAGACGGAGCUAAAUCCACAUUACCAACACCAAUAACACCUGGAAUCUUCUCUUGUCUUAAAACUAUUAGAAUAUGGAGUUGUCCAAAAUUGAAGAGAUUGUUCCCCCCGAAGUUGCUGCGAAACCUACAAAACUUAGAAGAAAUUAGAGUUUGGAAAUGCUCAGGACUUGUGGAAAUAGUAGAAGCAUCAAGUGAUAAAGAAGAAGAAGAUAAGGAAGCAAGUAAGAAUUCUAUCAAACUCUCUCUUCCAAAUUUAAGAUCUAUCGUUUUGCGAUUUCUACCGGAAUUAAGGAGCUUCUGUAAGAGUUGUUACGCAAUCCAUUGUGAUUCCCUUAGAAGCAUUUAUAUAGAGGGAUGUCCAAAGCUGAAGACGAUCUCUCCCUUGUUUCCGUAA
This is a messenger RNA of Pistacia vera, 1332 nucleotides long. RefSeq names its product disease resistance protein RPS2-like. The coding region runs from base 1 to 1332 and encodes 443 amino acids. Lineage: Eukaryota; Viridiplantae; Streptophyta; Magnoliopsida; Sapindales; Anacardiaceae. Gene Ontology annotation, molecular function: protein binding. The record is from RefSeq and is a predicted model, not a curated record. The transcript is spliced from 3 exons.